AUGGCACGGAAUAGGAGACAGUCGGAGUCAAUGACAUCUGCAGUUGAACUACGAUGUAAUAAAGGUAGUUAUAAAUUUAUUUCAGGACGUGGCUGUUUCCUGUUUCUAGUUGGUGUUUUAUGUGUUGGAUUCUCUGUUACCAAGAUUAUAGUUGGUUCCGAGUAUGUAAGCCAAUGUCCUUCAAGGGAGAUGAUUCCUGUUUAUAUUAUUGUAAGCGGUUGUCUCCCUGUAUUACUGAGUGCACUACGACAACCGUAUAACGGUGGACAUGAAAUGGACAAAGAUAAAUGGUCAAUGAAAGUAUCGUUGUUUACUGCGAUUAUUGGAGUAAUGGUCAACCUAGCAUGGCUUGUGGCGGGAACAUAUCUUGUUGUAACAGUUUGGAAAGGGACUAUUUGCAGCUCAACACAACUUAUUACACCUGCACGUUUAACAAGCUUAAAUCCAAACACUGUACCAACAUCGAUGUCAAAUAGUACCUCAUCUGUUCAGACAAUGAAUAUUUGGAUAAAUUCCAGCAACAGCCAGUAUCAAUCUGAAGCCGAGGAAGAUGGACAUAAAAUACACAGAGACUUAAAUGAAACUGAAAAGAAAAAAAUAGAUGCCAACAACAGUGCUGUUUUUGCUGAGGCUUCAAAACUAUCGGGUGAAACAUUUAUAACUACAACCGAUUUAACUAAAACUACAAGAGGUCCAUUUGUUGAACCAGAAACAGAAAUACAUGAAAAUGAAACGCUUGGUAAAAAACACAAAGAUAAUGAAGACACUGUAAACAUGAAUGAUGCCUCUAAGACUGAAACUAAUUCUAAAACAAGUGCUAUGAGUGGAAUCAUAGGGGUGCACAAUAAACAUAAUUCUUCUAAAUUUACGAAAGGGAGUUUUAUGAAAGGAACGGAUAUAGCUAAAGACGAAAAGAAUUCUGAUAUUGCUAGAGCACCAAGUGAAGACAAACACUGUAUAGCAUGUGACAAACAUAUCUUAAGAUUUUCUCUAGCUGUGAUUAUAAUAGACUGGUUGUUUGUAAUAUGUGGAACUGCAUACUUUUGUAAUUUUGUAUAUCAUAGAUUUUCCUCUAUAACAAGUCAAAUUUUGCUAAUAAAUGGUUAAGAAUAUUAUAUUUUCGAGCAUUUAAGAGUUGACGAGAUAGUGUGUUAUAAUAGAAGACAUCGCUGUUUUUGAAUAGAUUUGAUUGGAAGAAGUAAAUUUGGGAUAAGGAAUAGAGAUUGAAAUGGCAUUACUAUUUGUAAAAGUGUGAAAAAGUGUGAUUCAUUACAGAAGUUUAGUGUGUAUGUAUGUAACCGUUUGCAAUAAGUGUUACAUUUACAAUAAAAAUUGCUAAAAACCGGUUGAUAUUUUCAUUCUGAACACAUAAUUGAUGAUAACAGAGAUGUUUCUGUUUGGAAUAAAUCAUGUAAAAGAGUGAAAGUAAAGACAACGAAUUUGAUAUAAAUAGCAAUUAUUAACUGAAAAGUGUGACUUCAAAAUGUUCUCAUCACAAAUCUACAUAUGUAUUAUGUCCGUACGUAAAUCUUUUAGUGUAUUAAUUUGUUAGGUGUACCUUAACAGCUACAUUUGCAUUAGAUAUUUCCGCCGAAUAACAGAGCAUUUGAAGAAAUCCGUGACAGCCUUGUAAAUGUCAAAUAGCAUAUGGAACAAAUUAUGACAACUUUGAAAGUGCCAAAUAAUAUCAUAUGUAGAAACACUAUAGCAUCUUUUGAAAUGUCAAAUA
This is a messenger RNA of Ruditapes philippinarum (Manila clam), 1729 nucleotides long. RefSeq lists its product as uncharacterized. Bases 1 to 1107 code for a protein of 368 amino acids. Lineage: Eukaryota; Metazoa; Mollusca; Bivalvia; Venerida; Veneridae. The transcript has 4 exons. The record is from RefSeq and is a predicted model, not a curated record.